Phytophthora sojae is the source of this 792-nucleotide messenger RNA. RefSeq lists its product as hypothetical. The transcript has a single exon. Gene Ontology annotation, biological process: DNA integration; DNA recombination. The coding region runs from base 1 to 792 and encodes 263 amino acids. The record is from RefSeq and is a predicted model, not a curated record. NCBI's taxonomy places the organism in Eukaryota, Oomycota, Peronosporomycetes, Peronosporales, Peronosporaceae. Gene Ontology annotation, molecular function: DNA binding.
AUGUGCCGCGCCAAAAGUACUGAAUCGAUACGGCACGCUCGCCUUUCUUGGCGCGAGGACUCCAUCACGAUUACUUUCGCUCAUAUGAAAAACGAUCAAGACGGAAGUCGGCCUCGCGAUCCCAGGCAUGUGUACGCAAAUCCAACCAUGCCCGAAAUCUGCCCGGUAUUAGGACUUGGAGUGUAUUUCGCUGUUUUUGGUUUAGCUCGCGAUGGAAAACUUUUCCCUGGUGGUAAUAAGUACAGUCGAUUUCUCAAAGUAUUGAAGUCUGUGCUUAGUGGAGAACUGAUGCAGCGAACGUUAGCUGAGUUUGGAUUAACGGCUGCUGAUUUUGGUACGCACUCCGCGCGUAAAGGUGCUGAUACCUAUGUUAGUAGCUGCUCUACUUCGGGUCCGUCAGCAGCGGCUAUUUGCCUUCGGGCUGGUUGGACUCUUCCAGGUGUCCAGGACAAGUAUGUUCGGUUUGAAGCCGCUGGUGACAUGGUGUUUGGUCGGUAUCUUGCGGGCCUUCCAUUUGAUUCUCCAAAAUUUGCAGCGUUACCUCCAUUUUUCGAUGUGCAAAGUGAUCAAGAAGCUGACAGACUGGAACUACGGCAGCGCAUUGAUGUCGCCAUAAAAGCCAUUUUUCCCGGUGUUCCAGCCAGUCUGCGGAUGAUCUGUCAAUUUGGUCUGGCGUCAAUGCUGUUCCACAAGUCGUUCUUGCAGCAGUCACUGCCUACGAAUCAUUUGCUGUUUGCUACUCCGCUAUUCAACACAAUGAAGCGCAAUUUGAGUGGCUGCGGCGUCGUGUAG